Onthophagus taurus is the source of this 3942-nucleotide messenger RNA. It is a transcript of the gene slo, whose product is annotated as calcium-activated potassium channel slo. The record is from RefSeq and is a predicted model, not a curated record. Gene Ontology annotation, molecular function: large conductance calcium-activated potassium channel activity. Gene Ontology annotation, cellular component: postsynaptic membrane. Lineage: Eukaryota; Metazoa; Arthropoda; Insecta; Coleoptera; Scarabaeidae. Gene Ontology annotation, biological process: potassium ion transmembrane transport.
GUUUCCGCGACGCCGUCGCAACAGUCUCCGUUCGGCGUCUUCUGAUUACGUUCCGCGCUCUAAAUAAAAAACUCCGCGCGUCCACCUCAAAAGGUUCGCGGGGACAACUAUGAAAGAAAAGUUUUCGCGGAUCGCGUUCAUCACUUUUAAAACGAAAUUUGAAAAAUUAAUUGAAAAACGCGUAUGAAAAAGAACGAUUUUCGGAAGGAAGUCGCCUCCCAGAGGACGACGUCAUGACGAGCGCCGUCGUUCUGACCACUGAGCAGUCGGCGGUGUCUUCGGCGUCGCCGUCUUCUUCAGGAAUUGAGGCGACCGUUAGCAUUGAGGAAUGCCUUACCGUCAGGAAGUACUGGUGCUUUUUAUUAAGCAGUAUUUGUACAUUCUUGGCCGGUCUCCUCAUUGUACUCAUAUGGAGGGCGUUUGCGUUUCUUUGCUGUCGAAAAGAUGCUGAGUAUGGACCAAAUGACCCAAAACAAAAGGAGCAAAAAGCUGCGAGACAGGGUAAACAAGAGUUUGAAGGAACUUUUAUGACUGAAGCUAAAGAUUGGGCUGGAGAAUUAAUUUCUGGACAAACCACAACAGGAAGAAUACUCGUUGUUUUGGUGUUCAUACUCAGUAUCGCAUCUCUAGUAAUAUACUUUAUAGACGCGUCCAAUGAUGGUGUGGAGCGCUGCCAAAAAUGGAGCAACAACAUAACGCAGCAGAUCGACCUUGCCUUCAACAUAUUUUUUAUGGUAUAUUUUUUUAUAAGAUUUAUAGCCGCUAGUGAUAAAUUAUGGUUUAUGCUGGAGAUGUAUUCCUUCGUAGAUUACUUCACGAUACCACCGUCCUUUGUAUCGAUUUAUUUAGAUCGCACGUGGAUAGGUUUAAGAUUUUUACGUGCUUUACGUUUAAUGACCGUUCCGGAUAUCCUACAAUAUUUAAACAUUCUCAAGACUUCCAGCUCCAUUCGACUCGCUCAGUUAGUAUCGAUUUUUAUCUCAGUUUGGUUAACAGCAGCAGGAAUUAUUCAUUUGUUGGAGAAUUCCGGGGAUCCCCUUGAUUUUGACAAUCCACAACCUUUACCGUAUUGGACGUGCGUUUAUUUCUUAAUCGUUACCAUGUCCACCGUGGGAUAUGGAGACGUUUAUUGUCACACCGUGUUAGGAAGAACAUUUUUGGUGUUUUUCUUACUCGUCGGAUUGGCAAUAUUUGCUAGUAGUAUUCCAGAAAUCAUAGAUCUCGUAGGAACUAGAUCCAAAUAUUGCGGUGAAUAUAAAAGGGAACACGGAAAAAGACACAUCGUUGUGUGUGGACAUAUCACCUACGAAUCGGUAUCCCAUUUCCUCAAGGAUUUUCUACACGAAGAUCGAGAAGAUGUCGACGUUGAGGUCGUCUUUUUACACAGGAAACCACCCGAUCUUGAAUUGGAAGGUCUAUUCAAGCGACAUUUCACCACAGUCGAAUUCUUCCAGGGGACUAUAAUGAACCCUAUUGAUCUUCAAAGGGUAAAGGUUCACGAAGCAGAUGCUUGCUUGGUGUUAGCCAAUAAAUACUGCCAAGAUCCGGAUGCUGAAGACGCGGCUAAUAUCAUGAGGGUGAUAUCGAUUAAGAAUUACAGCGAUGAUAUUCGGGUUAUUAUUCAAUUGAUGCAAUAUCAUAAUAAGGCUUACUUAUUAAAUAUACCAUCAUGGGAUUGGAAACAAGGUGAUGAUGUAAUCUGUUUAGCUGAAUUAAAAUUGGGUUUUAUAGCUCAAUCGUGUUUGGCACCUGGUUUUUCAACGAUGAUGGCAAAUUUAUUCGCGAUGAGAAGUUUUAAAACGUCACCCGGUAUGCAGGUGUGGACGAAUGAUUACUUGAGAGGAACCGGGAUGGAAAUGUACACAGAGACCUUAAGUCCCACGUUUAUAGGCAUGCCUUUUGCGCAGGCUACAGAAUUAUGUUUCACAAAAUUAAAAUUGCUCCUCCUCGCAAUUGAAGUGAAAGGAGUCGAAGGUGCGGAUACGAAAAUCUCGAUAAAUCCGAGGGGGGCGAAAAUUCAAGCGAACACGCAAGGAUUUUUUAUUGCUCAAUCGGCAGAUGAAGUUAAAAGAGCUUGGUUUUAUUGUAAAGCCUGUCACGAUGACAUCAAGGAUGAGACGCUGAUCAAAAAAUGCAAAUGCAAAAACUUGGCAGCGCAACAUCGAAAUUGGUCACACGAAUUAGUGGCGACCUUCAGGAAAGGUGUGAGAGCAAUUCAAAUGGUCGGAAGAACAAGUGUGGAUCCAAUAAAUUUGUACGCAAAUGAUCAUCAUCCACCCCCAACUUUUACUCCGCCCGAAAUUCCAAAGAAAGUUCAUAUAAGAGGUGAUGCUAAUAACAGAGUUCAAGAAGAUAUACAAAUGACUCAUAGAAAUCAUACUCCGAGAAAUAACGCAGUUCCUAACGCAAACAUGGUAAAUUCGACGAAACAAGUUAAUAAAGUGAAACCAACGGUGAACAGGAAUACUACAGAGAAUGCCGUUUCUCCUGGUUAUAAUAGAGGCACAGAACAGGAACCCGGAGGCUAUGCCGGCUAUCAUCUUGCCUACGAAGUGAAAAAACUCAUGCCGACGAGUCGUACGAGCGGCGGAACCAAUCAGAACAACAACGGUGUCGCGCUUCCGGUUGGUUUGGCUGAUGAUCAAGCGAAAGAUUUCGACUUUGAAAAAACCGAAAUGAAAUAUGACAGCACUGGAAUGUUCCAUUGGGGGCCCGCAAAAAAUUUAGAAGACUGUAUACUUGAUCGAAAUCAAGCUGCAAUGACAGUUUUAAAUGGUCACGUCGUAGUUUGUCUUUUCGCCGAUCCAGAUUCACCAUUAAUCGGUUUAAGAAACCUCGUUAUGCCAUUGAGAGCCUCAAAUUUUCAUUACCACGAAUUAAAACACGUCGUAAUCGUUGGUUCGGUGGAUUAUAUACGAAGAGAGUGGAAAAUGUUGCAGAAUCUCCCAAAAAUCUCAGUUUUAAACGGAUCCCCGUUAAGUCGAGCUGAUUUACGGGCCGUUAACGUAAAUUUAUGCGAUAUGUGUUGUAUUUUAUCAGCAAAAGUACCUAGUAAUGACGAUCCAACACUCGCCGAUAAAGAAGCUAUCUUAGCCUCGUUAAACAUUAAAGCAAUGACUUUCGAUGAUACAAUUGGCGUUUUAAGUCAAGUGAAUGGCGAUCAAGAUGCUGGAACCCCAGUUGGAAGUCCAAUCGUUCUUCAAAGAAGAGGUUCAGUUUACGGCGCUAACGUUCCAAUGAUAACCGAAUUAGUAAACGAUAGUAACGUUCAAUUCUUGGAUCAAGACGAUGACGACGAUCCCGAUACAGAACUUUAUUUAACACAACCUUUCGCUUGCGGUACCGCAUUUGCCGUUAGCGUAUUGGAUUCGUUGAUGUCUACAACUUAUUUUAACCAAAAUGCCUUAACUUUAAUCCGUUCGUUGAUAACAGGUGGAGCGACGCCCGAAUUAGAAUUAAUUUUGGCUGAAGGUGCUGGGUUAAGAGGUGGUUAUAGUACCCCAGAAAGUUUAGCUAAUCGAGAUCGGUGUCGAGUCGGACAAAUUUCUUUAUACGAUGGUCCGUUGGCUCAGUUUGGGGAAACCGGAAAAUACGGCGAUUUAUUCGUAGCCGCUUUAAAACAAUUCGGAAUGUUAUGUAUUGGAUUGUAUCGGUUUCGAGAUACAAGUUCAUCGUGUGAUGCAAGUAGUAAAAGAUAUGUUAUUACGAAUCCACCAGAUGAUUUUCAAUUAUAUCCAACAGAUCAGGUAUUUGUGUUAAUGCAAUUCGAUCCUGGUUUAGAGUACAAAAAUAUUCGGGGAAGAACCGGAACCGGACAAGGUGGUGGUACAGGAGGCGGUGGGACAAAUAAAGACGAUAAUUCCUGACUAUUGCUUUGUAGCGCCCUAACUGAUGGUCCCUAUUCUUACAUUUAAAAACGAAUAGGACCAUCGAUAAAAAAAA